Molecule: messenger RNA, 1802 nt
Organism: Phoenix dactylifera (date palm)
Lineage: Eukaryota; Viridiplantae; Streptophyta; Magnoliopsida; Arecales; Arecaceae
Product: CBL-interacting protein kinase 1-like
Biological process (GO): protein phosphorylation; signal transduction
Molecular function (GO): ATP binding; protein serine/threonine kinase activity
Source: RefSeq, a predicted model, not a curated record
ACCCCCUGCCUCUCGAGCCUCGGGCCUUCGCCCGUCGGAAACCUAAAAGCUCUCUCUUCUCACGGGUAGUUAUCCGGAUCAGGUCACCGGAUCCCGUCGGAAGCCUAAAAGCUCUUUCUUCUCACGAGUAGUUUUCCGGAUCAGGUCACCGGAUCCCGUCGGAGGGAGGGGGAGGGAGAGAGAGAGAGAGGGGAAAGGGACGAGGUCAUCAUCGUCGUCGCCGGCGCGGACGUGAAUGGUUCGGGAAGGAAGGGAAGGAAUGCUACAGGGGAAGUAUGAGAUCGGGAGGACGCUUGGAGAGGGAAACUUCGGGAAGGUGAAGUACGCACGCCACGUGGAGACAGGGAAGGCCGUCGCCGUGAAGAUCCUCGACCGGAAGCGCAUCCAAUCCGUCAAGAUCGAUGACCAGGUAAAGAGAGAGAUUGGAACGCUGAAGCUUUUGAAGCAUCCGAACGUCGUUCGAUUACUGGAGGUCUCGGCAAGCAAAACCAAGAUUUACAUGGUCCUUGAAUAUGUGAAUGGUGGUGAAUUGUUCGACAAAAUUGCACUGAAGGGGAAGCUCUCAGAACAAGAAGGAAGAAGGCUUUUUCAGCAGCUAAUUGAUGCUAUAAGUUAUUGCCAUGAGAAGGGUGUUUACCACAGGGAUUUAAAGCCGGAGAACGUUCUUAUCGAUGCAAAAGGGAACAUAAAGAUAUCUGAUUUUGGCCUCAGUGCUUUACCUCAGCAUUUUGGGAAUGAUGGGUUGCUGCAUACAACCUGUGGCAGUCCAAAUUAUAUUGCCCCUGAAGUCCUUGCCAACAGAGGAUAUGACGGUGCGCGGUCAGAUAUCUGGUCUUGUGGUGUCAUCUUAUAUGUUAUUCUUGUGGGAUAUCUUCCAUUCGAGGACAGAAAUAUUGCUGUUCUUUAUCAGAAGAUAUUCAAGGGAGACACCCAGAUCCCUAAAUGGCUGUCCCCUGGUGCUCAAAACCUUUUACGGAGAAUUCUUGAUCCGAAUCCUAUCACCCGGAUAAAUGUAGCUGGAAUUAAAGAAGAUGAGUGGUUUAAGCAAGAUUAUACUCCUGUUGUUCUUGAUGAUGAUGAUGAUGAAGAUAAGAGUAUUGAUGAUGCAGCUCUCAAAAUUAAAGAGCAUAAUGAGGGAGAUUUUCCAUUGUCACCCACCCAUAUCAAUGCUUUUGAGCUUAUCGGAAUGUCUUCAUACCUUGAUCUUUCUGGCUUUUUCGAAAAAGAGGAUGUUUCUGAAAGGAAGAUAAGAUUCACAUCCAACUAUCCGCCAAAAGAUUUGUUUAAAAAUAUCGAAGAUAUUGUCACAGAAAUGGGAUAUGAAGUCCAGAGGGGACAUGGAAAGCUGAAAGUCUUGCAACAAUCCAAGGGUGCAAAGAGCCCAGGAUCCCUUUCUGUUGCUGCUGAGGUGUUUGAGCUCAGUCCAUCUCUGUAUGUUGUAGAGCUACGAAAAUCAUAUGGAGAUUCUUCAUUGUACAGACAGUUGUGUACAAAGCUAUCAAAUGAUUUAGGUGUCUGUACAAGCCAGCAGCUUUUGAAGACACAAUCUUGUUUGCCAGAGAUCACUGGUUUUGAAGGGGAGAUGUCUGUUGCUGCUUUGUGAUCGAUAAGAAUUUAUAUCACAUAGGAUGCAGGAUGAAAAAUAAUUUUCCCGUCCACAUAUACUAGGGACUCGCCUGAAAAAAACAUCAAUGUUAGAAUUGUUACAAUGUACAUAGUUGGUACCUUGAGAUAAAGGCUGUUGGCAUUUGUAUAUAAAUAAAUAAUUAUCCAUACAAAAUCAUAUGUUCUGGAUUUGAAAA